Molecule: messenger RNA, 3326 nt
Organism: Patiria miniata (bat star)
Lineage: Eukaryota; Metazoa; Echinodermata; Asteroidea; Valvatida; Asterinidae
Product: putative thiamine transporter SLC35F3
Exons: 7
Coding region: 182-1615 (477 amino acids)
Source: RefSeq, a predicted model, not a curated record
CAGUACCGGGCACGUGGUCUACCACUGAAACGACCAAAUGUUCUACCUAGUACCACUGGUACUUCUGUGAGUGCUUGUACCAGACUUUUUAAUAAGUUUAAUUGUCAAACAUCAAGUUCUUGUCCAACCCUUUUUCAGAACUAUAGUCCCAUACGCAAGACGCGUGAACCGAUAGCGAACGAUGGUUGAGGUCAAACGAUCCAACGAGUCAUCAGAGCUGCAUACGGACUCUGGGGUCAAGUCAGCAGAUAGUGUCAACAAUGGAGCGACGGUUGUUGAACUUGAAACAACUUUUUCAGGCCAAGCCAACGAUAAGACUGAUAUGACGAAGGGUGAUGAAGACGAUCUCAUCAGCAAGCAAAAUCUACUGGAUGUUGCAGCAACGUCGGGUGAAACUGAAGCUGAAGAACCGACUGGUGAUGAUGGAGUCUCGCAAUCGGACGUUUCCCCACGGGGGACGAGUUUAUCCGAAAACGUCCGAAAGACUAUCUUCGGGUUACUCAUCGUAAUCGGUAUUGCAGUAUCGUGGGUUGGAGCAACGCAGUUCAGCCAGAGCACGUAUACUACAGAGUUCUCGUCUGCUUCCGUCAAUGUCUGGUUUUCAACCUCAUGGAUGCUGGUCUGCUAUCCAGUCUACAUUCUUGGCGCAUUGGUGUUCUUGCCUCGCAGUCGAAGUGUAGAAGGCUUCAAAAAUUUAUACAGGGAUGCCGAGACUGUUUUUGGUGGGCGGGGCCUUUGCCUGCGAACCUUUGCAACCCUCACCGUACCUUUCGCUGCAUGCUGGGCUGUCACCAACUAUCUGUACGUGUACGCUCUGGGUAAGAUAGCCGCAGCCGAUGUGACGGCUAUCUUCUCGUCUAAUACCGCAUUCAUUUAUGUCUUCUCGUGGCUGUGGCUACAUGAACGGCUAGUCUUGCUGCCGGUUAGGAGUGUUUCAGUUCUGAUGUCAAUUGGUGGCAUGGUGCUCGUCUCUUACGCUGAUGGAUUCAAAGGAACUACGGCACUUGGUGUAAGCUUCUCCAUUGGGGCUGCCAUCGGCUCCGCCAUUUACAAGGUGUUGUUCAAGCGUUUCAUCGGUGACGCUUCCUCCGGCCAAGUGUCUCUCUUUCUGAGUGUGCUUGGUAUCUUCAAUAUUCUCUGCUUGUGGCCUUUUAUCAUCAUCUUCUACUAUACCGAUGUGGAGACUUGGAGUUUUGACAAUAUUCCAUGGGACUACCUGUGCGGCAGUGCAGCACUCAGCGUCGCUUUCAACUUUCUGAUCAACUUCGGCAUUGCUCUGACAUAUCCACUGUUUAUUGCUCUCGGCACCGUCGUUGGUAUACCACUAAAUGCAGUCGUUGACUUGCUUUUCCGAGGCAAGAAUUUCAGCAACUUUAAAAUCGGUGGUUCAGUGCUGGUCGUAGUCGGGUUCCUCAUCAUGCUAAUGCCGGAAACCCUGCAGGCGAAGGCGGCGUGCUGGACCGAAGGCAGUUGCCCAUGGGAACGAAGACGUCGCGAGAGAGAGGAGAUGGGAGAUGAUACUGGUGAAGUCAACACUGGUAUCGAUACCAAUACUAUCGAUACCAACGAAACGAAAUAUCCAGAAACGGACGAGGUUAAGGUUGCUGUGCAGUGACCAUGUACCGUCGUAAACGGAAUGUCGAAUCGAAUAAAUUCAAUAAUAAUGGUAGGAAAUCUUUAAAUGAAUCUUGAAAUCUGUCAGAGCUGAAACUUUCAUUUUAAAGUCUUUAUACCUUAACUGGGGAUGAGUUUGAUCGAAAACAAUCCAGAUAAUCAUGGUUGCACUUGUACUUUAUCCAAAAUGUAAAACCUAUUAGGAUGAAUAAAUUCAUAAAUUAAUAAAUUCAAAAGCAUAAAUGUUUAAUAAUACUCGGUCAAUUACGAAUGGAAAAUCAGGCUUAACUUAGACACGGAAAAUGAAAGCUACCAGUAUACAUACUAACAAUCAGAAAGUGGAAUAUGUACACGUGACAGAAACCGUUAUCCACUGUUAACUUGCCGCAGCUGACAUUGGUCCGAAACCCACCAGUAGAUUAACAAAUGAAAUGUGCUUCACCUUCCCACCUCUGUAAAUUCUAUGUACGUUGAAAGUCAUAACACUUUGAAUAACACAUGAAAAUCAUACUUUUGCUUUUUCCCUUUUCGCUGUACCUAUUGUAAUAGAUUUGUUUGUAGUAUUAUAAUUUUGAUGGUAACCAAUCUGAUCACAUCCGGGGCGUGCUUACAUCUAAAACCAAAUAUAUAUUUAUCUAUUGCUGGUGAAUUUGCACUGUUUUAAUAGGUUUUUUAAGCAUAAAAAUGUAAAGAGCAUUACUGUGGAUAGGCUUCGUCUCAUCGUUUUAAAAAAAAUUACAUAAAAAAACCCAGAUCAGCAGCCUCAUGUGCUUCUUUAAAAUCAAUUCUGAAAACUUUAAAAAUUGUUUCUUAUUAUACAGGGUGAGUAAAAUAACGAAACCAACUGGCAGGAAUAAUUUUGAAUAAAAUUUUAUAGCACUUUCAAAAUCUAGGAUAAGGAAGUCCAAUCUAGGAGCUUUCUUUUAGUACAAGAACCAUUUAAAUCACUCAUGUACUUUUGAAGUACAACAAAAUGUAAGUGUUCUUUUGCAAAACGAAAACAAUUCGCAUGCAUCCCUAUGAAAAUCGUUUUACGUUUCGCUGAAAGAACACUUUUUUGUGUGUGAUCCGUUGACAGAACUUUAAAACGGUGUUUAUGUUCACAAUUCCGCAACUUGAAAGUAUACAUGAGUAUUUGAAUGAUUCUUGUGGCAGAAAACUUAAUGAUUGGACUUUCAUAUCAUACAUUUUGAAAGUGCUACAGGCAAAACUUUAUUCAUAAAUUGGUCCUGCCAUUUUUGGGUGUCGGUUUUUUUUUUGACUCACCCUGUAUUGUUUUUAUUAUUUACCAUUUCAUUUUUGAGCAUUUUUUUAUACCAUCUUUAUCACGUACAUUAUUUUCUUCGCAUUUUUUUUUUUUUUUUAUGUGAUUUUAAUAUUAAAUUCCUAUAUAACUGUAACGUCUUAAGAUGCACUUCUAUUGUUUUAUUCACAUAAACAUAUAUAUUGUUUCUAGUACCGAUCAUAUCUCCCAUAAGUUCGGUUAUGAUCUCACUUUUAAACCCCCAUAUUUUCAUAUCUCCUAUUGGUUUAAAUAUUUUAAAAUGUCUUUAAUCCUUUCAAAAAAUUGCUUUUUUAAAUUUUUUUUUAUAUCUUCCUUGUUGUAUGAAUUAGGGCCCCGGAAAGGCCACAUUAUAUGUGAAGGGGUUUCCCUGAUUAGAUCAGAUAUAAAUUAAUAAACAAACAAAUGUGGUUUAUUGUGGUAGAAACUC